AUGGGACCGCGACCGCGAUCCUGGGCCCUCGCGGGGUUUUUCGAGAACUCCGAUCCCUUCGCGGAUAUCGCUCGUGCGACGGCCAACGCGGACGAGGACGAUGAUGCGAUCGAUUUUGAGGAUACCUACGAUGGCCUCGGAGAUCAGCUCGACAACGAUCAGGAUGCCUUCAACGACGACACUUUCGGUGGUGGAGAGAGCAGGGCCGUCGGCAAGGAUUUCGACUUCUUUGGCAGGACUGCCCAGGUGUCCGAUGCCAUUGGGGAGGAGCAGGUUCGCCCAGGCUCCUGGAAAUCCCCCCCAGACAGCGACGGCUCACGCGGCACCCCCUCCAAUAAGCGCUCAGGGUAUGAAAAAUACUCCGACCCGGGCUUCAUUCCGGAUCUGCAAGCCAAGUCGAGCGUCUGGGGCACAUCGCAGAAGAAACCGGAGCCGGUUCCCACCCAGGCCCCGAAUCGAAAGAUGAUGAGUCUGGAGGAAGUGGAGGCUCAGAUGCGUAGGCUGGCCCCGCAAGCGGCGCCGAUGCCAGCAAUGCACUCGCUGCCUCAGCCCGUACCCGAGCCGUCGUACCCGCAUCCACCGCCGCAGCACCUGCCCGAAGGCUUUCCUCCGAUGCCUCCAGAGCUUAUGGCUCAGCUUGAGAAAGGCGUGCUCCCACCGCACAUGCCACCUCCGCCUCCGGGUGUCUCAGAACUGUGGCCUGGGCCUGGACAUCCUCCGCCCGGAGUGCCACUGCAUCUCCUACAGAAUGCCAACCUUCCGCCGCAGAACAUGCCACCCUCGGGCCCGCAACGGCAAGCAGGCCCGCCUCAAGGCCAGAGACAGCAGCAAAUGCCGCCGAUGGCACGAGGACCGGGCAAUAAUGGGAUGCCGGUGAUCACCAACCCUCAGCAGCUAAUGCACCUGACGGAAGACCAACGCAAUGCCUAUCUGGUGGAGGACGCCAAGCGGGCGAAACGCAACCACAAGAUCUUUCUCUUGUCCAAAGGCAACGGCCUAAUGACACCGCAGGACAAGAACUUCAUCACCCGCAUCCAGUUGCAGCAAUUGGUGGCGGCGGCCGGUAACGUGACGGACUCGGACCUAGAGUCCGUUCUCACAGAAGACUUCUACUAUCAGGUCUACAGCCAAAUCCGUGGUGCACCGCGUCAACAUCCCCACCAACCUCUUGGUCAUUUCGCACAGACGUACCUUCUCCAGACCGGUGCCCGAUUUGGGCAUGGUCGACGGGCCCUACAAAGUGCUGACAACCACAUGCAGCGGAUGCAGCAGCAGGUGCAGCGUGCCGUUGAGGCGGCCAAGGCGAAGCCCAAGAACAAGCAGCUCAUUAUUGAGGGCAGCUUGGGCAAGAUCUCGUUCAGCAAUGCGAAGGCGCCGAAGGCAAUACUCAACAUCAAACGGCCCGACAGCUCGGAGGGUGCCAAGCCGGCGAGGAAGAUACAGUCCGAUUUGAGUCUCAGUGAUCGUAAAUCGAUCCUGACAAAUCUCGAAGCUGUCUACAGCGCCCUGAUGGCAAUGGAAGACAUGGAGCGCACCAUGCCCCCACCCCCAGAUGAGAAUGACCCGGAGGCAAUCCAGGAGCACUUGGAAUGGCGGCAAAAGGUCCACACGCUGAACCAGAAACUCUGGCGAUCUCUCAAGGUGAUGGAGCCAAUUGUUCCCAACUCGACAACGCCCCACCCUUUCAUUGCACUCCUGUCCUAUCCUAAGGGAAAGAAGGCCAUCCCUCGCAUCUUCCGCCACAUCGACCAGGAACAGCGGGUCACUAUCCUGACGAUGAUUGUGGUGCACCUGGACAGUUUAGACGUGGUGCGUCUUGCACAGCCGACCCCCGGUGAAGCGCAGCCAUCCCUGGCUGUGCGCGAAGCGAUCGACCUGUUCUCGCUGGCCGUCAUGCCGAGCUUGCUGGGCUACGUGAACGAGGCGCCAUUCAACAUCAUCAUUGGCCUGCUGGGACUGGUGAUUGCUCAGACUCAUCUUCAGUCGGUGGCCCGGACCAAGGUCGGCCUUGGGAUCCUCACCAUGCUGCUCAGUCGUGCUGAGAUCGUCAAGGAGGCUGGUCAGGCCGCGGAGCGCGACUGGCAGCAGUGGGUGGAGAAGUUCAAUGUCUUGUUUGAUACGUUGGAGCCUGUCCUUAUUGAGAUUUUCCCCGGAUCGAUCAACUCGGGCGACGACAUGUACGUGUGGCAAUUCCUAGCCGCCGUCGGCAUCGGUGCCAGUCCCGAGCAACAGCAACGCUUGGUGAUUGCUGUCAAGGACCGCGUGAUGGAAACGGUGGCUUACAGCAAGACUCUCCCGGCCGACAUGGCCAGCCAGCGGUUGGGCAACGUCAACCUCUUCAUGCGCGCCAUCGGUUUGGAUGUCGAACUUCUUGGUUAG
Molecule: messenger RNA, 2379 nt
Organism: Penicillium lagena
Lineage: Eukaryota; Fungi; Ascomycota; Eurotiomycetes; Eurotiales; Aspergillaceae
Product: deadenylation-dependent mRNA-decapping factor PAT1
Exons: 5
Coding region: 1-2379 (792 amino acids)
Biological process (GO): P-body assembly; deadenylation-dependent decapping of nuclear-transcribed mRNA
Cellular component (GO): P-body
Molecular function (GO): RNA binding
Source: RefSeq, a predicted model, not a curated record